Molecule: messenger RNA, 5549 nt
Organism: Amphimedon queenslandica
Lineage: Eukaryota; Metazoa; Porifera; Demospongiae; Haplosclerida; Niphatidae
Exons: 25
Coding region: 12-5399 (1795 amino acids)
Biological process (GO): RNA processing
Cellular component (GO): nucleus; exosome (RNase complex)
Molecular function (GO): protein binding
Source: RefSeq, a predicted model, not a curated record
AGUGACUGCACAUGGCGGCUAGGUACAGGGAGAGGAGAGAAAGAGAGAGAAAUCGCUCUCCUUUCUCUAGACAAAGAAGAGACUACACACCAGGGGACGGAUACUACUCGUAUAACGGGCUUGACUAUGAAAGAGAGGCACACGAUAGCUUAUAUGAUCGUGCCAGAACGAGAGAUUAUGGGCAUUAUCCUUAUCGUGAGUCUCUGGGACACCCAGUAUCUAGUCCCUUUACUAGACGCUCUCUCCAUUCCCCUCCAAGCAGUUCCCAUCAUUUCUUUCCUCGUCGUAGGUACAAUGACGAGUACCACUCGAUCCCUCAUCCAGACUACAGGCUCCCAUCCCCCCCUCCUAGGAAUACACCUCUUCCAGACUAUUUGGCCAUUCCUCGGGAUUACGUGACACAUUCUCAGGAAUAUUUGACUCAUCCGCCUCCUCGAGACUUUGUGCCUUCCCCUCCUCGUGACUUUGUGACUUCUCCUCCUCCUCCAUCGUCAUUAUAUCCUCGGGAUUAUUCAGCCAUCCCCUCCAGCAUUGCUUUUCGGCUCUCUCCUGCACCUUCUCCGCCUCUUCCUCCUCCUUCUCCACCUCUUCCUCCUCCUUCUCCGGCUCCUCUUUUUUCAGCUCCUUCCUCUCCUCCCCUUCCUCUUUUUAAUCCUCCUCCACCCUCUCCUCCUCCCAGUGGUGGGUUACAGUGGCAAGGAUCAUCAAAUGAUCUAUUGUAUAUAGAUGAGCCUGGAGCUAGUGAUGCUCAAGGUAGCAAUAUAUAUUACAAUGGAGGAGAGAGACCGUAUUCAAUACCGGCUUUAGACACGUCUGAUCUGUCCAAUGCACUGGAAAUGCUGAGGAGAUCAAUAAAAUCAGAAGAUAUGAGAUCUAAUGAUUUGAGAUCAGAGGACGUUGUAAAGGAUUCGGUUUUUAUGCGUCUUGAUAGCCACGCUCGAGCAUCACCCAUUAAGUCUGAAGACACUUCUACUGAUUAUACACCAGUUCCAAUGGAUAUCAGUACACCAGAGCCUGAUCAAUCAAUUAUUUCAGAUACAGUUGAUCAUUACAUUAAAAUAGCCAAAAACACUGUUAGCAACAAGUCAGCCGUCAGCAAUAAUACAGUGGAUCUACCUUCACUCAUUCCUCCUCUCUUUGACAAUGCUAUGUCACAUGAGGAUGAACUCAAUCCUCCUGAUCCUCCAGCCUUCUUUGAUGAUAUGUCACAUGAUGUGUCACAUGAUGAUUUGUCCCCCAAUCCUCCUCCUAAUGUGUCUUUGUCACAUGAUGCAUCACAUGAUCUUCCUUGUGAAGAUUUGGAAUUAUUAUUUUUGAGGUUAACAGCUAUUCGCUCAAUGUUAUCUAAGCAAACGGAUCCUAAUCUAGAUUAUUCUAACACUGAUAUUGAUGCAAAUGUGUCUGAUAUUGCUGAUACUAACACCGAUAUUGAUGCAAAUGCAUCUGAUCACAAUAUUGUUAGUACCACUUGUAUUGAUACUACUGAUACUAUUGCGUCUGAAUAUCAUCAGUAUGCUGAUUCUAAUGCUGAUAUUGAUACUACUACUGAUCAUCAUGCUGAUAUUGACACCACUGAUGAUUCAAAAGUUGAGUCUCACCAUACUGCUGAUACUAACACUGAUAUUGUAAAUGUUCCAAGCAGUAAAGACUCACAGUUAGCAGUGAAACUCGUCAAAGAUCUUGAAGUUACAAAUGUUGCUGAUCCUCAUAUUGAUAGCACUGCUGAUAUAGUUGUUUCUGAAUCUCUUUCUAACCUCGUGAACUCUAAAACAGAGGUUAAAACUGAUAUUGAAACAGAGGUUAACACUGAUAUUAAAGCAGAAGUUAGCACUGAUAUUGAAACAGAGGUUAUUACUGAUAUUGAAAGAGAAGUUAACACUGAUACUGAAACAAAGGUUAACACCAAUAUUGAAACAGAGGUUAACACUGAUAUUAAAGCAAAAGUCAAUGCUGACACUAGCACUGACCCUGAUGUUCACAUUGAUAUAAAUGUUGACCCUGACACAGUAGCUCAUGAUGAUAUUAAACCUCAUGCUGACACUGAUCCUGACACUCAUGGAAGCACUGAAGUUGCUUGUAAGGUAGACAAUGACACUAAUGAUGUUAAUGCUACUGAUGUUAAUACUGAAACUCCUGGAGACAAAUCCAUUGAUCCAGCAUCCAUUAAUAGCACUGACAGCUCCCAACCUGUUACCUCCUCCUCUUCACCUCACACUACAUCAACAUCAGUAUCAGUUGUUGCUAUGGAUAAUGGAUCAGUUGCUAUGGAUACUGGAUCAGUUGCUAUGGAUACAGAAUCAGUUGCUGUGGAUACAACGUUAUCUGAUUCUGCAGUUAAACCUGCUGAAUUAAGUUCUGUUAAGGUUGUGACAAGUUCCACUAAUACUUGGAAUGUCAAGGAAUUCAAGAUUAUUUCACAAGACGAUGAGGACAUAGAGGGAGAGGGUCAUGUUGAACAAGCUACGGUUCAUUUUGGUGGGAGUGAUGUUACUGCAAAGUUAAAGGAGAGGCUUACUUUUUACGAGUCUCGUUGUGAAAUGCUGGAAAGUAACGUGAAAUCACUAGCUAGAGAAUUAAAGUUGGCAGAAAAAGAAUUGGAAAAGUGUCGAAAAGAGGAAACUCACAUCAGAAAUGAAUUGAAAUCUCUCGGUCGGAUUUCAAUUGAUUCAAAUCAUGUGAUGCAAUCAGCGGAAUCAACCAAUGGCAAUGACCACAAAAACAAAAGGAAGAGAGUACAUGUAGAUGGAAAGAAGAUUACCAAGCAACCGACUCUUUCAAAUAGAACGUCUAAAAAAAUUAAGACGUCUCAAUCUGCUCCGCCGAAACCCGACCAGCCUCCAACAAAGCCACACCUGCCAAACUUGAGGCCACGCCCACGUCGUUUGAGUCCACAUCUGCCCGAUUUCCCGCUAUCGUCCCAAACAAUAGAGUUGUUAUUUGGAUCAACUAAAGUCAAUACAAAUUGCUUAAAGAGUUGGAAGCCAUCCCUUCCUCUCCUUCACUCUACUCUAUUGAUAAUGAAUCCUGUCUCAAUAGCCACUGGUCAACCAUUAAACCUACUCUCCCUUCCAAAGAUCAAUUCAUCUGUCCUCUUCUCUCUCCCUCCUUCUUUCUCUCCCAAUAACGCCGAUAUAGCUAGCAAUACUCUUUCCCUAUCUCCAGCCACUGGUCCUUAUCAGUCUCCAUUAUUAUUAUUCAAGUCCUAUCGGGUUAAUCCUCUCUAUCGGACACUAUUCAAGCAUUCCCUGACCAGCCCGACUCAUUCCAAUGCCAUUAAUCCUCAUCAGCCUUUGUGUCGCUUCCAAUACAAAGGGAAGUGUAACAAUAAGGAUUGCAAGGGGCAGCACUGGGACUCUAUCCAGUUAUCCGAGGACGAGAUAUCUCUUCAUCUUUUGUCUCAGUAUCCGAGUAUUUCAAAGCCCGAUCCAACCCUGCGUGAUGCUAUGACGGCGUCGGAGUGGUUGCUGUUGACAACGCAUACGAUUCACCAGCAGUCGUCCAGUGUCUUGUCGCCAGUCACAACGUCGGCCGAGAAGAAGACUCAUUCUCGUGAUCUCAAACCCGUACCAGUAGAGCAUAGUUAUCAGUAUCAAGAUGCGACUAAGAAGAAAAGUGGUCGAUAUUUUAUGUCAGAAGGAACAGAUGCAAAAGAUGAUGUGUUAAGUAAAGUAAAGCAGUUUAGUUUUAUUGGUAAUAUAAGAGAAGCUGAGGAUUUACUCAAGAAAAGUGUCGAAAGUGACCCAAACAAUGAAGAUUUUUGGUUUGAAUAUAUUAAAAUCAAUCCUGAUAUUUAUCAAGUCGCUUUCGAAAAGUGCCCAUCAAUUAAAAUUUUGAAACAAGGGAUAAAGGAGAGUAGGUCGGUCCCUGAUAAAAAGAUGUGUAUUAUUAAAUGUAUUCAAAUAAUUGAACGCCAGCAGCUGUCAGUAGAUGCUGUAUCUGUUUCACACUUUAUGUUGGAACUAGUGUUAAGCUAUGUUAGUAUUGAUCUCUUAACGCAUGAUAUUGAAUCCGGAUUAACAGUGUUAAAGAAUGUUCUAGAAGAUAAAGGUAUUGAUUCGUGCAGUAGUUUGAUGGGUUUUAUGACUAAUGAAGACAAAGUCUUUCUUUGUCUUACCUACUUGCACCUUUUGGUCAAUCCCUCCGCCCCUCUUCCGGGUUGUCAUGGCAACAUGAUUCCUGUCACCAUAGUUACAAAGGAGCCGUUUUUUAUAAAAUGGACAAAAGAAGGUGACGGGAUUAUUAGCAAAUUUAUGGAAGUGUUUAUCAGUAUACUCAAUGUGCGGAUUUUUAAGGACGUGAUGAUGCCAGAUUCAAUCAGAUAUUUGUACCCGAUUUAUAUUAAUUUAUUCAUAUUUGAGGUUGUUCAAGGCAGAGGUGUCAAUGCUAUGAAUAGCAUUAACAGAUUACUUAAUAAUAUCAAUCCCAACGUAGUCCAGCUGGUUUUGCUGAGACACUCUUUAACGUCCUUUAAACCAAAAGCACCUGCAGAAAUAGUCAAAUCUGAGAAACAGCUGCAUCCACUUUUAUAUUAUGCAACUGCUCUCUACUGUAUUGAGAAAGCUAAUGAUGCUAUUGCCAAAGACAUAUUGGAAAAGGCUGUGAUUAAUUGUUUUGAUAUGAAGACAGCAGAAGUGGAACCACUUACGUUAUAUCAGAAACUACUUGGUUUGUCGUAUUGUUAUGAGUCUCCUUUACUUAUAAGUGGAAAUGAUGUACAAAAUGAUUUAGUGUAUUGGUGGCUGUGUUACUGUUUAUAUAAGAGAGUUGUUGACAUUGAAACUGUAGAGGAGACUUAUGAGGUAUCAGUUAAUUCUGUGUCAACACAGAGGGAUGGCUAUGAGCAGCUGUGGUUUGACUACAUUGCUGUGUUGAUUAUUAAAAUUAAUAACUCCAACCAAUCGAUAGAAACAUUGUGUAAUGUCAUUAAAAGAUGUCUUUUGGUACUUCCACAAAAAUCUCAUACAAACGUAAUGAGGUUGUUAGAUUCUUUAUUAGGUAGUUCUAAUGUUAUUGUUAAUAUAUUGUAUGUAUUAUUGUCAUCAUUGCCCAACAAUCUAUCACUAAUAUCAAUGUAUCUGAAUUAUUCUCUAAAAUAUAAUGUUAUCAAUGAGAAUGUGAUCGAGUCAUUCUAUUACAGUCUACCUUCUUCACGCUAUAAUUUGUUAAUACCAGUUGAAGUUUCCUUAGGACAUUACAGAGAAGCAAGGCUGCUUUUUCAAGAAUUAGUAAAAGAUCGACCAUUUGAUUAUGACAUGUGGAAUGAAUUUUUAUUGUUUGAGCUGGCUGGCUUGGUUCAUGGUUACUCCAAUGAAGAAUUGGUCUUAUCACUGCUUAAGCUAGCAAAGGAAUCCAAUAUUGAUCUAAAGAAUAUUAAUUGUUUAAGGAAGGAGUCCAGCUAGGUAAACCAGAACAGCAAGGUAAUGUUGUUUUUAUUGUCAUUGCGUUACAUUUUAAUCAUUAUCAUUAAUCACACCGUUGUUGUUAUUUUUGUAAAAUUUUAUUUAAGAAAUAUUAUUGAUUGUGAAAAAGAUCAACACCAUUUUAAUCAA